Athalia rosae (coleseed sawfly) is the source of this 10969-nucleotide messenger RNA. It is a transcript of the gene unc80, whose product is annotated as protein unc-80 homolog. The coding region runs from base 151 to 10680 and encodes 3509 amino acids. The record is from RefSeq and is a predicted model, not a curated record. Gene Ontology annotation, molecular function: monoatomic cation channel activity. Gene Ontology annotation, cellular component: cation channel complex; axon. Gene Ontology annotation, biological process: monoatomic cation homeostasis. The transcript is spliced from 54 exons. NCBI's taxonomy places the organism in Eukaryota, Metazoa, Arthropoda, Insecta, Hymenoptera, Athaliidae.
CAUUCCGUUCUGUUCCGUCUCCUCCGCGCUAUCGUUCAGUUAAGAAUAUUUUUCUGUUGCUCCUACAUAACUGCCGCUGAAUCUAAAUGCAAUCAAACUUUGAAGAUGCCUAAGCCAUUCACGCGCACCGCAACAUGAGAUAAAAUCCAAAUGGCGAGUAUGGAAAAGCGCCGAUCCAUUGACGACAGUUUGCAUGAUCAGGCCUUGCCUAUUCCCAUACAAACUUUUCUCUGGAGACAGACGAGCCCGUUCAUACGAGCCAAGCUUGGAAAGCUCCACGAAGCGUCAUGUACGUUCUGUCAACAUGCGCCCGGCCAUCAUGAGAUGAAAGAAGCUUGCAAGUCCUUCGAAAAAGUAUUGGUGCAAAAUAUACACUUUGGAUUAUCGCCAUCCCUGACCGAGGCCCUAGACGCUGUUCCACGAUGGCGUCUCAUUCAAGCUGCACUUCCACAUGUUCUACAUGCCGCGGCCAAUCUUUUACACAACAGAAAAGACACAAAUCUCCAAAGUCUUGGUACCGUGGAGACAAAGCUUCUUUACACCUUGCACUGGAUAAUUUUGGACGCGGCCGAAGAAUGUGCCGAAGCUGAUGCCGAAGCUGGAAUUUAUCACGCAAAUCCAUUCUAUUACCUGUUCUCUGUACCAACGAUGUCGUUAUUCGUUUAUCUUUUCGCCCCCCUUUGCAAUCAUCUGAAGGAAUCGGACUUCACGAACAAUUUUCGUUUGGAGAACGGUCUGAAGAUGUGGUCCGCGCUUUGGGAAUGUCGACAUCCGGACACAUCAUGUUUCACCGCACAUUGUCGACCCAAGCCAAGGGCGCUCUGGACCCGUUCGAUGAAAAUGUCCAAGCAUAAUCAACAGUUCGAUGACCUAUUUUUAGCAAAAAAAAAUACCAACGAGGAAUUCUUGGACACUGAAAGCCCGCCGAGUCAAUCAGCUAGCGUUUGCUUCUCCGAUCAAGGUGCUCCUCCCUUAACUAAACAACAGGACGACGAGAGUAAUUGGGUCUCCUCUCCAAAGGAUACGGUAUUCCCUGAGACGAUACCCGAAGAAAGUUCAAGCACCGAAGACGAACAUGUGGUCAUAUUCAGGUUACCAUCCCUUACCGAAUCCGAAAGAACUAUCGACGGCGUGAAAGAAGUGUCGACUAUAUUCGCUGGCGAAGCCAGCAUUUUUCACGUCGCGAUGGGACGCACAACGAAUGCCUUCAAGUCCACGAUGACCAUAGAACAAGUUACGGCAAUAUCUGGCCUGGAUACGAAACAGUAUCAAAUGAAACCCUCCAUACAGCAAAUGGGAUCUCUGGAUAAGGACUCCGUGGACAGUUCGAAGAUCCAAGGAACCGCUCAAAAUUUUCACGGCUCUCCUACGAUGAGAACGGCGAUCAGAAACGAAAGUCAUGCACCGGUGAUUGACAUCUGCGCGGCAACAUUUCUGGAUGUCGCUGUUCUGAGAUGUCUUUUUGUUGCGCAGUGGCAAGAAGAGGGUGUUUUUUGGGCUCUUCAGUUCUUGUACCAUCGUCUCAGAGAAAUAAAUGAGGAAUCUUGUACCCAACAACAGCCUCGCAGACGUAGCAACUCUUUGCCGAUUCCGAAAAUCGAGGUUUCCAUCUACCAGAGUCCUGAGAGCAACAAACGAGAGGAGGCGAAAGAUUUCAUUGAAAUUCCAGAACCGAAAGAUGUUUCCAUACUGACAGACGUUGCUAAUUUUUCAGAAUCUCCUUACGCCCCAAAGUUGGCUGAAACUAGUCAUACGCGAUGCGCGAGUGAAAAGGUCAAAAAACGUAUGAAUAUGGCUGAUCUCAAGGCUUUCGUUGAAACGAAAUUAUUAUCAAAAUCCGAAAAAACUUUAGAAAAAAUAGGCCAAGAUGACCCCAAGGCAUUCUUCGAACAGGAAUGUCACAGAAGUCUCGAUACAGGAGACGAUCAUCUGACCAGACCAGCAUCAACAUUAUCGAAGAUUUUCGAUGCAAAAGACGUGGACAGAAUCAAACAUCCGACUAAUCUGAUAAAAGGGAAAAGCAUGCCGAGUUUGAGCUGCUUGAUUGACGAGCUGACCGCGGGAGGAUACAUCGGUGACACGAGAGUCGAAAGAAAGCAAGGACGAUUUUACAGUCAAUCAUACGCGGUCCCGAAUCCCAUAAUUACAGUCACCGAACAUACGCCCACACCGUCUCCGGAUUACAUGAAACGUCAGGGAUCCAUCGACAGCCAAUUAGACGUGGUCAGUCUGCACGGCAGUCGAUUGGGAUUCGAAAGAAAACCGAGUCUCACCAGAUCUCAAACAGAUUCGAACAUCACGUACACAGGCGAAGAAAUCCCUGAAGCCCCAGGAUCGGCUUGCUACAUCACGAAAGAAGGCGAUAUCGAUUACCAAGUGAUACUGAAGGCUGUCCAUUCGGUUGUACUACGCGACAACGUUUGCUGCACGUUACGCGUAUGUGAAAAUAUAUUGAAUCUUUUGGAGUUACUUAUGGACAUGGGAGUAUUGAAACAGUGCCUUCGGGAUGAAGCGAGUAACAGCAAUCCAGGAUCGAACAGUGGAAAAUCUGACAAGGCUCCCAGCAAACAUGAUUCUCCCACGAACGAACAGCAGCAAAAAAGUAGCGGUGGAUCUUCCGGAGUGGUAACGCCGCAUUAUUUGCUGAUGAACUGCGUGAUCAGAGUAUUGAAACACCUUGGUUGUCCACACGGUUGCGCCGAAGGGAUGCGAGGGCCACCGGCCGACUUCAUUCGAUCGCAAGGGCAGACGAUUCUCUACAAAUUGCAUCACGCUAGUUCGAGGCAAUUUUCCAAGUUUUUGAGAACCAUGAUACGCGAUCAGCCCAUACCGGAGAUAUUGGAUUUCUUUCACGCUUAUGUCGGAUUCUGCGUAGAUCCAAGUUCGUUAUUAUCUCCACUUAAUCAGAAACGGAGCUCUAGCAAAUCGCCAGAUAUCGCGUCCCAAGGCGGAUACGCGACUAAUUUUGGUGCUGGCCUGGGCGGUGGCGGAGGCCGAGGGAUAGAAGGGCAAAUAAUGUGCCACGUAUUCAAGGCUUUGGUUACGAGAUUCGUAAAAUCAACCAAAGAAUUAAAGUCCCAGGAAAACGUUACCAUUUAUUGCGAUCUCAGGCAGUUAAUGACCUACAUCAAAGAGGCUCACGGUGGUGUUUUUCGAAGAGUCGCGCUCAGCGGUUUAUUAGAUUCCGCCGAUAGACCGAAUAAACGUAACAAUGUUAACAUACAGACAACUCGUGUGAUAAGGCACAUUCAUCAAUCGGAGAUCGAAGAAAAUGUCGACCUGGGGACGGAAUCGUGCUACGUCAUGGACGACAGAGGAACGCGUAAAUUUUUAUUCAAAAAAAGGAGCACCUCUUCGACCUGCGCUAGCCUGCUGGAGACCGAACUGAGCGAGGAGAAUGCAAAAAUCAGUCAAAGUCCGUCGGGAAAUUUGCGAAAGAAGCAUCACAUUUUGACUCCGAGACAGAGUGAGCGUAAUUUGGGUAUCGCCGAAACUUACUUGGGGUCAUCGAAGUCGCGGAAAUCGAAACGCUUUCAAAUCGGGGGAAUCGUAAAUUGGUUUCGGAAAGAAUACGGCCGAACCGAUUCUACGGAUAGCCACGACAGCAGCGAAUCACCGACCGAGGGAAGUUUUAUAAGACAACCCAGUUUGCAUCACGCGUAUUACCGCAACACUUCCAAAAGUGGUAGAGGAGUCGGGCAGACGUUUCAAAAAGCAAAACGCAGAAUGGAGGAUCAGCUUAAUAAAAUUGGUCUAAAAAAAGGAAAGAAAAAAGAAAGUCUCGAAGAAAUACCGGGGUGUUAUUUCAGUCGUCGAAAUUCUAUGGAUAUCGGGGAAGCAUCGAGAGAGUCAGAAUUUGUCGUUUUGAAAGAAAGAAGAAUGGUGUCCCUGGGGUUGGUGUACAGUGGAAUGCAAAGAUUUUCAUUUUUAUUAGAAACUUGUCAGCCCGGUUCCGUACCUGAUCACCAUUUGAUGGCAGCCAUCUUAGACUUGCCACACGCGCCUGUGGUAGCUCGUGCCUCGCUAAUAUUGGAAUGUGCUCACCUUGUGCACCAAUGUAACAAGGGCCACUGGCCUACAUGGAUGAAGCUAAAUUUUCCAAUAUUUCGUCCUUCGGUUCCAUUAAACAGUCGUAAUGCACCGACCGGUCUCAGGCGAACGCACGUCUUGCAGAGGUCGGCUGGAAAACUUUUUUAUCAAUGGGCAGAAGCAAUCGGCUCUAGAUUGGAAGAAAUGCUUGCCCAGGAUAAAAAUAACGUGGAAAAUAUAACCGCCAUGGUUUCCGACGAGAUCAAACAAAAGGAGUUGAUCGUCGAGGACGAAGAAGAGGACUUUCUUGACGAAGCUAGUAUCAAUGGUUACGGGUCUCAAUGUCCCGUAGCACUUCGUCUGGUGGCUUGCACCCUUCUUCUGGAAAUAACAGCUUUUUUAAGAGAGACGUAUCAGACGUUACCAAAGUCAAGCAGACUCUCAACCAGAGAAAGACCACCCCCUUGGGAACGAAUGUACAGCCGUGAGGCCAAUCGGCGAUGGAGUAUGGCGCUUUCUUCUAUGGGGCAUUCCCAGACGUCGGCCCAAAGCUUACAGUCAAUUGCGGGAGAUCGAGAAACUGAAAGAAAAAUCAGUUUCGUUUUACACGAACCGGACAACGAAUCGGAAGGCAGUAGCAAAUCCACCGUAACAAUUCAGGGGGAAGAGAUCCAAACUAAUGAGAAGGAAAAAAACAAACGUGUUCCCCCGCCGCAGGGGCGUCCAUUUUUAUUGAGACGAGGUCCUGGAGGCAACACAAGCGGAUCGUUCAAACGGAGAAGUUUAAAACUCCGCAGAGGUACCAAAGACGGGAAGGACACAGAGUGCGAAACUUAUACUGUAAAACGUGCGGACUCUAUUCAAUCAAAAAGAAAAGUAAGCUCAUUGUCAGACAGGAGUGAUACCUCCGAACCUGGUCUUGGUGGUGAAGUCAGCGGCGAGGAAUCCCCUGGAAUUCUUAGCGACGAUCAACCCCCGGAAAGUCCGAGUGACAGUAACGACACCGACGAUACAAACAAAAACUUCCCUUGGAUGAAGGUGGUGGUACAAGUAGCCAAUUCGUUCAACUUUUAUUGCUCCCAUCAAAAUUUCUGCCACCCAUUCUGCUAUCGACGACAAAUGCGUGCUAGUUCGAGGCUGAUAAAAUCUGUGAGAAAAAUUUAUGGCGAAGAAUUCGGCAUCAUCAACGGCGCUGGAACCUUCGAUUUUGAAGCGGACAAGAAAGAUGAUGGUAAAAAAGAGAAACGAGGUCGUAAGGUUUCCGAACAAGCCAGCACACAAGUAUCGCCUGUCCGCAGAAAGGACAGCAUGGGUAGAAAAGACAGGAUCGAAAGAGCCUUAGACGGAUCGCAGUCCGGCAGACUGAUCGGUGGACACAGAGACUCCUCGAAAGACAUUGCAGAACCAGACUUGGAACGGGGUAAAGAUUCGAUAAAAAAGAAUGGCGACGAUCGCGCCAAAGAAGUGCCACCAAUUUUAAAGUACAUAAAAACUCAGGUAAAAGAUGCGUUUCACACGCCCUUGGCGACGUUGGUGAAAGGUGCGGUUGUCAUGUCGGAGGAUCUUUUCGUCGACAUUUUAUCUGUGGCAUGGGAACUUUUGCUCGAAUCUAAUCAAGAAGUUGCCGCAUCCGCGGCGUCUUUAUUCAUAAUUUCGGCUGUUCGAGCCCCAAAUCAAGCGAGUGACAUAAUGCAUCACGGCCUACAACACACCAACACAACAGUUCGCAUAAACGCUAUCCUCAGAUUUCAAGUAUUGUGGAAACUUCGGUACCAAGUGUGGCCGCGCAUGGAAGAAGCCGCCCAUUUAACGUUCAAAGUCCCCCCGCCUGGCAUAGAAUUUACCUUACCAUCCCCAAAAAUUGGGAUAGAAUCGUUGCCGGUCGUUGAUCCACCGUGGAUGCCGCAAGUCAAAACGAAAGUCGAAGAAGUCACGAUAAACCAAGAACGUCAUAGGUCCUUGGUAACGGCAACAAAAACUCGUAAGAAACAACAAACCGAACUGAUUAAAAGAGCUCUGCAAGCUCAGGAUGACAAGAAAAGAGAGGAAAGAGAAAAUUUCCUCAUAACUACAAUCCCGAUCACCGUUCAAGCUGCUUACGAACCGAGUCCCGUGGGAGACGACCACGACGAAGGUAACGUAGGUGACGAAGAUCCGGGCGAAUCGGCUCCCAGGAAUACUUCACAUCACGGACAGUUGGCAUUGUCCUUGUUCCCCUCGUCGUUAUGUUCGGCGAUAAUACAGAUAAUUAAUCUUCUCGACGAUGCCGCCGUUUCUGACGACGGUAACGCGGUGUAUGAGGUUGCUUAUCAGGUGAUUUGGAAUUGCCUGGUAGAAGACAGCGCCCUGUUUCUACGCUACGUUUUGGAACGAUUAACGAGAGAGAAGCAAGAACUCAUGUUCAAGAUUCUCAGACACCUCAUAAGAUUUGUACCGAAAUUACCCCAACAGGCCGCAUUCGCGUUGUACAAUUACAUUAUAGGAUACGUCAUGUUUUACGUGAGAUCUCCACACGAAGAAGGUCAAAAGCUCAUCGGGACGGCGCUGUCGAUACUUUGGAUGGUCGUGCACAGCGUUCAUGGAAUAAUGUUCAAAGAUCUGAAGCAGAUACUUCGAAAAGAACAGUGCGACGCCUCGAUUCUUCUCACGGCCAACGUCCCGUCAGCUAAGAAGAUUAUAGUCCAUGGACCCCAGGACCCGGAUGCGGGUGGAAUACCGUCGCAAUUUCCGGUCCAGGAAGACACGCAAUUUUGUCAGAUAUUGAGAGAAUCCUUAGAUUUCUUCGGAAUCGAAGAAGUCAAACACAAGGAAUACUUUUUGAUCGACUACAAAACGCAUCAAAUACACAAUCCCUCUUCGUACGUUCGGGAUUACUAUUUUUUCAAACGAUCGCAGUACCCUCAGCUUGAACUUGUUCACAUGAAACCCGAGGAAGCCUUUAACGCCCUUCAACGGCAAGAGUUAAUCCAUAAAUUUGUCGAGAUCGGAAAGGUGCUUUUGACGUGGGCGAUAUUGAAAAAUGUCGAUAUGGUUGUUCAACGAGUUGUGUUUUUACACGAAGAGCUGAUGAAGCUCCCUUCGUUUCCAAGAAAAGCACUAGAAGCUGAUCUCGAUCUUUACAAAGGUGGAGAAAUCGGGAAGGAACUGCUCGGGCUCGAUGUGAUGCACAAAUUCAUGUGGGUCAGACUCAUCGCUCGAAUGUUCGAAGCGAUGGCUGGAAAUUUUGCCUACUCCGGGGACAUUCAUUUAUUUCUCAACGUUUUGAACGGGGCUAUAAUACUCCACAGUGAGGACUCUUGCAUCCUGAGAUACGUUAUGGCCACGUACAUCAACGCUGCUCACAAUUUUAAAAACAUUUUCUCAACCAAUGGAUAUUUACUGAUCAUGCCAACCUUGCUCCAACUCUACUCCAAUCAUCAGACUAAUAAAUUAGUAAAAACCACCGUUGAAUACGCUGUCAAACAAUUUUAUCUCAUGAACAGAAAACCAUUUAUACUCCAGAUGUUCGGCAGUGUGUCAGCUAUAUUGGAUACCGAUGAGAUGAGCACUCACGGUGAAGCACACAAAGUCGCGUCCAAUUGCCUGUUCAAUUUGUUGUUGAGUCUUGAAACGCCGUCACCAGACCCUCUAAACAUUGGAGAACUUGUCAAAGAGGAUAAGCCGUUGAAAGCAAUUGAUUUUUGCUAUCACGAUGAAAACGAAAUGGUGACAGUUUUAGACUGCAUUUCUCUUUGCGUAAUGGUGAUCGCGUAUGCGGCUGAUUCCGUUCGAGGACAACAAAUGCUGAUAAUCUUGGAGGCGAUAUUGCCCUGUUAUGUUCAACAAAUUCAAUCACCGACGUAUAACAAGGAGGGAAAGACUGAAAAAGAAAUUAUAAAUCAGUUGGCAAUAGCCGUGAAGACGUUGGUCAACAAUUCCGAAGCUUUGACCAAAAAUUACAACGGUCCGCAAAGAUCUAGUCCGGAACACAAGGGCUCUAGUCAAAGAAAUUAUGGAAAAGGGCCCUACUCGCCUGGAUUUGAUUUCGACGAUGAGACAAACAAAUACGUAGAACAUUCGAGGACUAAGAUUUUAUACGAUCGAGACAAUGAGGACUCGGAAAAUUGUCAUAAGACUGAAUUCAGAAGACCGAGGGAUACCCUGCUCAACAUGGUGGGGGAUUUCCUCGCUCGAUGCUCGGUACGUCUGGCUGAAUUGAACAAGAGAGCAGCUCAGGACGGUAAAGCGAUCGAAUUACUUGAUUCGAAAUGUCACGUGAGACUCGCCGACAUAGCGCAUAGCCUUUUGAAGAUUUCGCCGUACGAUCGAGACACGAUGGGGUGCAGAGGAUUGCGAAGAUACAUGAACGAUAUACUCCCAUCAACAGAAUGGUCCAACGACGACAUGCGACCAGCGUUGACAAUAAUUUUGAGACGACUAGACAAAACUUUUAGUAAAAUUUAUAAGAAAACUUCGAUCAGACGAAACACUGACUGGGAGGCAGCGGGUGAUUUGUUAAAAGGGGUGUACGAAACUUUAUCCAGAUAUCCUUACAUCGCACAUUUUCAGCAUUUGAAAACACUACUGAGCACAUGCCAGGCUUUGAUAAUCGGAGACACGACUGGCUUAGUAGAAGUGGCGUCAGCUGCAUCGGCGGCUUUGAUGGGCCAAAUACCACCGCAACAUUUUUGUUCAACCGUAUUACGUUUGAUUGCACUUCACGUUAUUUCUCUUGGAGACGUUUAUUCGUUAGAAAAUGUCUGCGGAGGACAAUCGAUGUUCUCUACUCAAAAUCGUACAGAAAGUGUGCUGCUUAAUCUGUUGAUACCUUUGUUCCUUCGCGUCGGUACCGGAAGAAAGGAUGUUCCCAAAUUGAGGCAAGCCGAUAUAAGUUUUGCACUGACAGCCGUUUUGAAUACCCUGUGGCCUCCAACGGCAAAAACCGCUCCAAUCACAGCACAGACUUUGAAAACUGCCACCGACAUGAGAACCGGUAGCUUGACAUUUACGGCUCGAGAUGCUAAAGCUCCAACAAAAAUAUCACUAACGCUUUAUCAAGUUGCAUUUUUAGCGUUAAAAAUAAUGAUAAUUUGCUUCGAAUCGGAGUUGAAAACAGAAUGGCCAAGAAUUCUGCGCACGAUGCGCCUUUUAAACAAACGUAACGAAGCAUCGAUACAUUUAUGGGAUUUUCUGGAAUUCGUGGUCACUCAUCGGACAGCCCUUUACAUACAAAUGUCACCGUUUAUAGUUCACAAAAUCGGACAACCGCCGAUAUCGGAACACGAAAGAAACAUGCAAAGCAUUAUAAGAAAAAAAAUCAAUGGCAUCGGAAUGCCGGUACCAAAAUCACGCGGGACAUUGUUAACCGAUCUUUCCCAUGACCUUAAGGAUCUUAAAGAAGAGAUCGAAGACCGUAAAAUAGAUGAAGUGCAACCGGAACCCAAAAGAAGCGUAGUGGAUAUGCAUCCCGGGGCUCCGAACGCGAUACAAAACAGCAACGAAGGGCAACACGGACGUACUCAAAGACCAUCUUUAAUCGACUUGUUAACAGGGGAUCUCGGUUCGCGUGCUCAUAUCAAUCGUACCCCUGCAGAGACUCCCUCUCAACAUUCUCAGCCCACACCAGUGUCUCAUCCAACUCCACCACACACUUACAGUCAAUCUAUUAUUCCAAAAUCAGCUGCACAUGCGAUUCCAGUACAAUUCCCUGUCAUACAUCCACCAACUUCAGUACAACCAACUGCUAUUAUCACCAGAGAUCAGAUCUUGGACAGGAGAUGUCUUUUUCGUCUUUUUGUAACAAGCUCUGCAUCGAGUACGAGUGCUGGAUCGACGACGUUGAAAGAGUCGAGCGAUUGCAGUAACAAGGAUAUGCAGGACCAGCCACCGUUAACAGAUAGAUCCCAACCAUCUUCUGCUAAUGAUGAACAUAACAAUGUUAAGUCUCACCCUAUAUUACCUCAUCAAAAGACGUCCAAACUGCGCUUUGUCUCUUCUGUAGAGUUUAGGCACUCUUCAGGAGAAACCCUAACAACUCAAUUGAGUCCAAGCAGUCCAACCGAGGACAGCUCUGGGGAGUCUCGCUCUCACAGACCUCGACUGCAACGUUCGACAGGACAAAGCAAGAAAACGUUUCGUUUAAGAAAAAGUCGUAGGAGUCGCAUUGAAGUAUCACACAUAACAGUUGGGUCCCCAGACAAUUCGAGUCAACUAACAGCUUCGACUCCGCCAACAGUUGGUGAGCUAUCAAUUUCUGGUAUUCCAUCUGAAUCAUCAUCUAUUCGUUCAAAGCGUAGUUUUUCGGCUCGGCAAGGGCAUAAUGAUAGCCGUGGAAAUCACCAACAAUCAGACAUAUCGUGGGACGAAGACACGAGUGUGAUUUCACAAACUUCAAGUACAUCUGGCUAUCGUGAAUCAUUGAGUAUGCAACUUAUGUCAUUAGAAAGUGGCGGGCAAUCAGCUCCACCUUUGGCCUCACCAGAUCUCAAUGAUCUACCAUCUACCAGUAGUGCUACAACGAAUUAUAUAGUAUUUGAUGGAAGUUCACCUGACUGUUCAAUUAAUGGAAGUGGAGGAGAGAAAACUGCCUUAUUAACAAACAGCCAGCGAUCAUCGUCCCAACAUUCUUUACUAAUGGUAUUCCAAACUCAAGACGAGGACACAUUGAUCUGAGUUGAUUUCUACAGGGAUAAUGUAUAAUAAUAUUUUAUUUGUAACAAUUUAACUAGUAGACUAGUUAACUUCCAAGUAAUAUACUGCUGCGAGGACGAUAAGUACUUUAGCAAUCAAGAGAAGACACGUGCCACUCACAGUAUGUGGAGUCAGCAUAAUUUUGUCAGUAUAACAUUGACAGCGAUGUAUUGAUUAGAAAAUCAACGUUUAGCACUAUAUUACGAUUUAUUAUUGUACAAAUACUAGGUAUUAUUGUAAGAAAUGAAAUUAAACUGAUUUUUUUACAGCA